AUGGGCCAAAGCUCCAGCACAAACCUCACCUCUCUCCCGGACCUGGCGCUGCACUGCCUGCGCGUGGCCGAGGGGUCGCCCGCCGACGGGCUUGUCGAGCCGUUCUUCGACUACCUCAUCGGCGUGGACGAGGCGUCCUCGGUGCCCACGGGCGGCGUCGGCGCUGCCGGCGGCGCAGUGAGCGUGCCUACACCUGCCGAGCUCGCGCGUAUCCUCGAGACGAACGAGGGCAGGACGAUCGGCUUGGUCGUGUAUAAUGCCAAGACGCAGCGUGUUCGCGAUGUCGCGCUCACACCAUCGCGUGCGUGGUCGGACCAGCCGAACGCCUCGCUCCUCGGUAUCUCGGUCCGCGUGUGCAACCCCGCCGUCGCGCUUGAGAGCGUGUGGCAUAUCCUCGAGGUGUUGGAGGGAAGCCCCGCUGAGAUGGCCGGUCUGGUCCCCUUUGGCGACUGGGUGUGCGGCUGGGCAGGCGGACCCUUGCACGGCGAGCACGCGUUCUACGAUUUGGUCGAAGCGCACCUCGACAAGCCCCUGCGACUGUAUGUCUACUCUGCGGACCUCGACAACCUCCGCGAGGUGGUCGUCAUCCCGAACGAAAAGUGGGGCGGCUCCGGCCUGUUGGGUUGUGGUGUUGGCUACGGCAUCCUCCACCGGAUACCCCGCCCCGCGACUCCGCCUGCAACUGGCUCCGACGAGCACUUUUCGAGCUCGGCUAGGACCUCUGACGCUGGCCGGGCGUGA
Messenger RNA from Apiotrichum porosum, 741 nucleotides. RefSeq lists its product as uncharacterized. The record is from RefSeq and is a predicted model, not a curated record. Gene Ontology annotation, biological process: Golgi organization. Gene Ontology annotation, molecular function: protein binding. The transcript is spliced from 6 exons. NCBI's taxonomy places the organism in Eukaryota, Fungi, Basidiomycota, Tremellomycetes, Trichosporonales, Trichosporonaceae. Gene Ontology annotation, cellular component: Golgi apparatus. Bases 1 to 741 code for a protein of 246 amino acids.